Molecule: messenger RNA, 1518 nt
Organism: Hordeum vulgare subsp. vulgare (domesticated barley)
Lineage: Eukaryota; Viridiplantae; Streptophyta; Magnoliopsida; Poales; Poaceae
Exons: 5
Coding region: 285-1112 (275 amino acids)
Molecular function (GO): ubiquitin binding
Source: RefSeq, a predicted model, not a curated record
GCAAAGCACAAGCACGGACGGGCCAUCGGCCUGCCCGCCCAAACGUCUCCCUUCCUUGCCCGAGUCGUCCCAGCCUUUUCCUCCGGCCUCCCCACACUACCCUCGAGCGCCGCUCCCCUCGGCACCCGUACAAAUCCACGCCGCCCUCCCACGAAACCCUAACCAGAACGCCCUCCACCUCACGAGGGAGGCAGUGGCGGCGUGGGCAACCGCGGCAAGAGGAGUAAGGAGACGAGAAGGAGCAGCAGCUGGAGAGGGCUGCGGCCUGCGCGGCAUUUGCGGCGAUGUCCGCGUCUAUGUGUCGGAAGCGGGCGUCCUCCUUCUCCGAGGAACACACCCACGCUGAGGCGUCGUCCUCACCGCCCUCCAAGCGCGCACGCUUCCGCGCAGACGGCGGCAGCCCCAGGCCGCGCGGCGUCGUCGACUCCGACCUGGUGGCCGUGAUCCGUGCGCGGUUCCCUUCCGUGAGGCUUGAGUUCAUUGAAAAGGCUCUGGAAGAAUGUGAAAAUGAUUUGGAUUCAGCAAUGAAGUAUUUACUUCCUCUACACUUAGAACCCACAGGAUAUAAUGUGGAUCCUGUGCAUCAAUCUCCCAAUGAAAUGUCUACUGAGGUUCAAGUGCCCAAUGAAGGUAUUGCAGAAUGUAAUGAAGUUCCUGCACCCGUAGGAAGUGUUCUUGGUGCAGAGAACCUUCAAUCAGGUAUCACCCAAUGGGUUGAGAUUCUUAUGAAUGAGAUGGCAAGUGCCUCUAAUUCAGAUGAUGCAAAGGCUCGUGCGUCAAUAGUACUGGAGGCUUAUGAAAAGUCCACGUCCUCUUGUAUCCGUACAGAAGCAAUGCAGAAAUAUCAGAAGGAUUUUUUGCUGUACAAGGAACAAUUUGAAGCUGUCAAUAAAGAAAAUACUAUUCUUAAGAAAGCUGUGGCAAUUCAACAUGAACGCCAGAAGGAGCAUGACGAGAGAAACCAGGAGCUUCAGCAACUAAAGCAGUUGGUUAUGCAGUACCGGGAACAAAUUAGAAGUCUCGAGAUAAACAACUACGCCUUGUCCAUGCACCUCAGACAAUCUCAGCAGGGCAACUCGAUUCCAGGGCACUUUCAUCGGGACAUUUUGUGAAACCAGAAGCCCAAUACCAGGUCUCAGCAUGAGGACAAGUUGCAGGUCUUGUUGUUACUGGCUAUAUUUAAGAUAUUAUAGGCAAGUGAUACCACAGGUUGAUUUAUGGUGAUGUUAGACCAUUGUACCUCUGUAUAGUGUGCUGAUUCCCUCUCCCAUGGGGAGGGAGGGAAGGCAGCCCAGCCUGAGUCGUGCUGUUGUCUAAGAACAGACAUAAUGUUAUAAGUUUGAAAGUAAGUAGAAAAACACAUUAGAUCAACACAGAUAUGCGGUUUUUCAUGUUGUGUCGGUGAUCACAAAAUGUUCAGUUUUGCUCAUGCUGUUACGGGGAACGUGUGGCUUUUUCCCUGUAAGUGUUAGCUGUUGCAAGCUGCACAAGUUACUCCAGUAAGUUUGUGGCGUGUUA